This is a messenger RNA of Raphanus sativus (radish), 1872 nucleotides long. Its product is annotated as F-box/kelch-repeat protein At1g22040. Gene Ontology annotation, molecular function: protein binding. The transcript is spliced from 2 exons. The record is from RefSeq and is a predicted model, not a curated record. Bases 186 to 1631 code for a protein of 481 amino acids. Lineage: Eukaryota; Viridiplantae; Streptophyta; Magnoliopsida; Brassicales; Brassicaceae.
AAGAAAAAAAAAUCGUGCGAUCGAAUGAUUCAACUACCCACAAAAACAAAAAAACAAUCUUCAAUCCAAAAAAGACAAUUCCGAAAACAUGCGUGUGGUUCGGAGAGAUCUCAAGAUUCUUCCAUCCUAACUCCCUCGAUCUCUCUCUCUCUCUCGUGUCGAGACUGUUGAUUGAUUGCUCUCAAAUGGGUUCUGUAAUGAGCUUGAGCUGUUCCAAGAGGAAAGCAACCAGUCUAACUCAAGACGACGAACCUUCAAACUCAUCUCGCAAAAGACGAAAGACAUCAUCAUCAUCAUCAUCCUCAGACAACUACUACUACUGCAACAGAUUGAUUCCCAAUCUCCCCGACGAGCUAUCCAUACAGAUCCUCGCCAGACUCCCGAGAAUCUCCUACUCGAGCGUCCGGUUAGUCUCACGGAGGUGGAGAUCAGCUGUGUCCACCUCCGAGGUCUACGCUCUGAGGAGAGAGCUCGGCAUCACAGAGGAGUGGCUCUACGUGCUGACCAAAGGACAAGAGGAUAAGCUUUUGUGGUACGCUCUUGAUCCCGUCUCCACUAGAUGGCAGAGGUUGCCUCCGAUGCCUGUGAUCGUCUACGAAGAGGAGUCUAGAAAGAGUCUGUGGAGUCUCGUUAGCCGUGAGAUCGUAAAGAGCUUGCUCUUCGGUAAGAAAGACGCUUCUGAGCAGAUGCCCUUUUGUGGAUGCGCUAUUGGUUCCGUGGACGGGUGUCUCUACGUUCUCGGAGGUCUCUCGCGGUCUAAGACCGUGAGCUGUGUGUGGAGGUUCGAUCCGGUUGUUAACUCGUGGAGUGAAGUCAGCUCUAUGCUGGCGAACCGUGCUUACUCCAAAACAGGUGUGUUGGAUAAGAAGCUUUACGUCGUUGGAGGUGUUGAUCGCGGAAGAGGAGGUUUGUCUCCUCUUCAGACAGCUGAGGUUUACGAUCCGACCACUGAUCUCUGGUCCGAAGUCCCCAGCAUGCCUUUCACUAAAGCGCAGGUGUUGCCUAACGCGUUCUUGGCUGACUUGCUGAAGCCUAUCGCCACGGGGAUGACUUGUUACAACGGAAGGUUGUGCGUGCCUCAGAGUCUGUACUCGUGGCCUUUCUUUGUUGACGUUGGAGGAGAGGUUUAUGACCCCGAGACGAAGCUCUGGGCCGAGAUGCCGUCUGGUAUGGGUGAAGGUUGGCCCGCGAGGCAGGCGGGGACGAAGCUCAGCGUUGUGGUGGAUGGGGAGUUGUAUGCUUUUGAUCCUUCUUCGUCGAUGGAGAACGGGAAGAUUAAGGUUUAUGAUCAGAAGGAAGAUGCUUGGAAAGUUGUUAUAGGGGAAGUGCCUAUUUAUGACAUGACGGAUUCGGAGUCUCCUUAUUUGCUUGCUGGGUUUCAUGGGAAGCUUCAUUUUAUUACUAAAGAUCCUAAUCGUAAUGUUACAGUGUUGAGAGCUGAUGUACCUGACGUCAUAUCAGGCUCUUCAUCAUCGUCGGGUAGCUCUAGCUCUAAGUCUGUUUUGGGUUCAUGUUCUUUUAAGGAGAAGGGCAAUGUAGCUAACAAGUCAGACACUGUUAUUUGGAAAGUCAUUGCGAGCAAGGACUUAGGUGCUGCUGAGCUUGUUAGCUGCCAAGUUAUAGAUAUAUGAAAAAAGAAGCAAAGAGACUUUGCUCAUUGACCGACACUGAGAAAAUUCUGUGUGUACAGCCAAAGUUUGAAGCUCUAUGAUGUUAUUCCCAAAGAUAUUUAUAAAAGAAUAUUACUAUAAUUCUUCCAUGAUGAUAUACAGAUUCUGUAUACUUCUUCUUCUGGCUUUGGCUGUGUCAUGUAAGCUUGAGCAAUAAAAAAAGUUGUGUAACAAUAUAUAGUAUGGGCCUCUGUUUUAUGGA